AUGGCCAACAAUCUGAGCCGUCAGGCCUACAAGUCUCUCAAGACACUGAGUACCAUUAAUGAGGGCACACACCGCAUCAGCACCCCUCUUUGCAUCCUGUGGAUACGGAAAAGACUGGUUCAUGUGUUGCAUCAAGAACAAGGUGUCCAGCAUCAUCCAUUUGCAAAGGCGGCCGGGGAGUCUGCAACAGCUGGCCCAGCGGUGGGGCCUCUUGUUCCCCUCGCCCUGCAGCCGCUCGCCUUCGCUGGGAUAGGACAGGGGCGCCUGGCUGAGGGGCGUUACAGCCUCUGUGUAGAGAGGUGGGAGGUGGUACUGGAGGACUUAAGCAGGUAUUGUCCCAGGAUGAACAGCCGCUGA
Molecule: messenger RNA, 357 nt
Organism: Knipowitschia caucasica
Lineage: Eukaryota; Metazoa; Chordata; Actinopteri; Gobiiformes; Gobiidae
Source: the annotation of a GenBank genome assembly